This is a messenger RNA of Porites lobata, 5260 nucleotides long. Lineage: Eukaryota; Metazoa; Cnidaria; Anthozoa; Scleractinia; Poritidae. The record is from the annotation of a GenBank genome assembly.
AUGUCUCUUCGCCGUAGAGUACGCAAAAAAGUUGAUUAUUCCAAGUUUUGUGAAGAAGAAGGUGAAAGCACAAAUAAUAGCGACGGUGAGUCUUACAUUUUUUUUUGUAGAAAUUGUUUCUAAUCAAACUUCAUUUUAUGAACAAAGAGAAGCCCCAUACUAAAUCAUCCACUAUUCUCAAUUUCGGUUGUUAAUGCAAUACCCAUUAGUAGGAUUUGCUGUAGAAAUUAAGCUUAAUAGUAAUGAAACAUUAAUUAUUUAGUAAGUAAAAGUAUUGGACUAAUAGCACAUAACAGCGCAUAAGUGUUUUGACAUCAGUCCUAUAAAUUUCAACACUGAGCCUGGUUGUUGAAAAUAAGUCUUUGUAUUUUACAUUGUUUGUGUGUGAGUAUUUGUUCCCACCUUACUGCUCCUGGGAGUCCAUAUUUAUUAUUACUUCGGCGGAGCGCGAAGUAAAGGUUUCGCGACGCUCAGGAAUGUAUCAAAGUUACAAUUUUUUGACAAGAUUGGGCAUGCAAAGUCUGUAGUUCUUCGGUUUCAUUCGGCUAUUUGACGAAGUGAGAGCCGAAUUAAUUCGAGAUAUCUCGAGAUCACUUCGAUUUCUUUGAUUUAUUCUUUAACUUUUUCGAGGAAGAAAGAAUUCUUAUUUUGGCUUUCCCGGGGUUUGAACCGACUCACCUGUGUGACCCGUCAGAUCAGAGGAGACUCUAAGUUGAGGGAUUAGCCGAUUGCGCUACUGCGACCCAAGGUAGUUCGGGAUGUGAAAAAUAGUUAUGAAAUGAUGCACUAGUUUCGGGACAAGAUUGGGCGUGCAAGUUCGUGACUUUUCGGCUUGUUUCAACUAUUUCACGAAAUGAGACCGGACUACUUCGUGAUAUCUUGAGAUCACUUCGAGUUUAGUCUUUAAUUACUCGAAGAAUGAAUAGAGGAUAUUUCGUGGCCGCGCAGAGACACGAAAUUUCUCUUCGAGUGUUGAAAAACAUUUCACGAGUGAGCCCUCCUUUCGAACUGUUUUAUGAUGAAUUUAAAGUUACAAAAUGCUGCAAAAAGACAUUUUGUCUUUGUUGAGUGUUACGUAGUAAAAUUGCUUUCAUGCGUUGCGUGACUUUCUCGAACGCUCUCUACGUUUUUGGAUUACCCAUGAAUAAUUAAAUAGGGCAUGUUUACAUUUCAGUAUGAGUCAGCAGAUUUGCAUCAGUUACUGAAAUCAUAAAAUAUCUCGAAAAGCUACUACUAUUUGCCUGCUGUUUAGUAUUUUCUAGAACCUUAUGCCAAACGGUAUACAAGUUCCAAGCGAGUUCUUUUGAAGAACUAAGUUUUUUCCCACGAGCUGGACUGCUGUGUUUAGUCAAGUGUGACGAAGGUCGAUUAUCAGGUAUUGUGUUUACAAGUUCGCGGAAGCCGUAAGAUAUCUGAAGUUCAAGUGAGAGUUUGUUAUUAUUGGUAGAGGCUGUUUAGUUUUACUCAAAGUUCAAGUCAAGUUUGUGUUGGUGGAUGCUGUGUUUUAAAGCUCUGUAAAGGCUAUGUUCCUUUGGUGUUAAACUUCCUUGUGUUAAUCCGACAUCCCUGCGUGCUGAUAGCCAGUGAAUAAUUGUCCUCAAAACAUUCGAACUCGUGACUUUGAGUUUUAGCCAAUUCCAUGCUCAACGUAAUUGACUUCUUACCCAUGCCUUAAAUAUCUUUAAUCAGUACAUGAGACUGCUAUGCUGUUUUUGAAGCCUGAUGUGACUAAGAAAAAUAGAGAAUUGUUUUUUUAGAAGGAUUUGUAUGGAGUCAUCAGAGCAUAACUGGGCUAAUAUCUUGGAGACAAUUUGUCCAGAAAUGCUAAUUUUUGGCAAGUAGGCCUCUUGGAUGUUGCUCUUUUCAGAAUAUCCUGACAAAUCCCAUAAUUUCACAAAUUAACACCUUACACUUACCAUAUUUAAUUUCUUACUAUUCCUCCGCAUUUACAAUUAAUUAGUUCCACAACCACGACGCCGAAGUGUACGCUCCGUAGCGUCUUGUUGUAACAUAGUUUCACAGAUAUUUUAUUACAUUUCCAAAAGUGGAGUUGAUUUAAAAAACUUUUACAAGUGUAAUUUACAAGUGAAGCUAUUGUUUCUGAGUCCGAACACAAUAUAGCCGAUUAUACACUUGAAAAUUACACUUGUCAAAGUUCUAUUAAAUUGACCCAGGACUAACUUGGGAAAUUUGUUCAUCUGAUGUAAACUUACAUAAUGGCUAAUUUGGAUUAUAAUAAUAAGUCAAUAUUUAGUGUAUCAAAAACAAAAGUGAAUUUAACAACAAUAAUUAAAGGCCACAGAGCAAGUAAACAAACACAGAUCAUGAGAUAAGCAGUGGCAUCUUCUGCUUGUCUCAUGACUGGGCACAUGAAGGGUAACUGGACCCAGCACUUAUAACUGCUCCCCAUCCCCCAAAAACAGUUUUUUGCCAUUAUAACAGGGCUGGCUAUGUUCAUUUUUGACAGAAAGGUUUCCAGUCUACAGUCAACUCUCAUCUUGUAGACACCUCACUAUUAUGGACAUCCAAACAAACAAUGGGCAUACCGCGCAGGAUUUUCAACAGAACUGUUACUAAUACAACUUACUGAAACAUGGAGAGAAGCUGUGGACGCAGGCUUAGUGGUAGCAGUUGCCUUCAUAGACUUUAAAAAGGAAUUCAAAAGUGUGUCGCACGCCAUUCUCGAAACGAAGUUGGAAAGGGACUUUGGCAUAUCAGGGCUACUCCUGGACUGGCUUAAAAGUUACUUAAAGGAAAGACAGCAAUACACAGCUGUUAAUGGAUCAACUUCAGAGAUGAUACCGAUCUCUUUCGGAAUUCCUCAAGGGUCUGUCUUGGGGCCGACACUUGUCACUCUCUUCACGAACGAUCUUCCGUCCUCAGUAUCUUCCGGAUCCGUCUAUAUGUUUGCCGACGACACAACGGUUUACUGCAUAAGUGACACGGCAGAAAAAAGUAUUGCCAAGUUAAAUUCUGCACUUCGUGAAUUAAACGAGUGGUGCCUCAUUAACAGAUUAACACCCCACCCAAGUAAAAGUGAGGCCAUGCUAAUCUCUAGAAGAAAUCCCCCGGUUAACAUUCCCCCGAUCUUUAUCGGAAACUCUACGAUUGAAUGGGUAUCGAAAUCACGAUUACUGGGAAUGACCGUCGAUGAGAAACUGACCUGGACUCAGCAUACGCUGGAACUCAAAAAAUCAUUUGCUAAAAAACUAGGAUUACUUAAGAAGUCGAUAUUUCUCCCUAGAAACGUUCAUCAGGAUCUCUAUUUUAAGGUCAUCUUGCCUUCAGUGACCUAUGGUCUUAUACUAUGGGGAUCUUGCUGCAAUUCCGACUUAUUUCAGUCCCUGGAAAGACUUCACUGCAGGGCUGCGAGACUUCUUUCAUUUGCCGAAAGACAUGGCAUCUGCUGAUGUCCUACAACGCGCCCAAUGGCAAACUCUGUCUAUUUAUUAUAAAUUGGCCAUUUUUAUCUGUCUUCAUAAAGCUUUCCACGAUAGGUUACCUGUCACAUUAAUCGACCUGAUUUCUAAGAAACGGGUCACAAACUAUUCAACCCGGACUUGCGCUUCUUUAACUGUUCCACGCUUCAACACGCGUUACAUGAAAGACUCUGUCGGGUUUAGAGGCUCAGUCCUGUGGAAUGCAGUGACCAGCAACUGUAGUGCCCUAACAAAAAACACUCCUUAUCGUGAUCUCAGGCUAAAGCUCAAAUCUCAAGCUAAUUUUAAUGAAUUCAGCUUUAAGAUAACGUCUGCAUCCACUUGUAAUUUUAGAAAAGAUGACUUUGUAUAUACUUAAAUUUAUGCUCAUAAUUUCAUAUUUGUAAGCGCUAAUUUAGUUCGAACGUUUUGUCUGUAUAUACCCCUAGUUUUUACUUGUAAUUAGGUAAUUGCAAACGACCCCACAAGCUCAUGUAGCUUUAAUACUCAUCGUUUUAAAAUAAAGGCUAUCUAUCUAUCUAUCUAUCUAUCUAUCUAUAGAUGAUUUCCAGGAUGACACUGGACCAGCUCCUGUAAAGAAGGCUAAAACCGCAACAAAGACAAAAGCAAAAACAAAACAAGAAGUCACUAAAAGUAAAACUAAAGAUUCAGGGAAUUUAAAAAGAAAAGAAAGGUACAGUUUAAUUUCUGAGUUGAAUUUUAUGUUUCAAGGGAUCAGGGUGCCUUUCUCUGGAAGAAGAUAAGAUUCUGUGUCUUACAUUCCUUAGAUUUGUUGUGACAAAAACGCAUGAAAAUAAAUUUUUAGUGUGUUAAGGUGAACCUGGGAGAACAUGGUGGGCCUUGUAUGUUUACAGGAAAAAGCACUUGCUAGGUACCCUGUGAGCAGAAGCCCAGGACUGCAAAUAACAGGCCGUCAUCAGACAUUGGCCGACUAAAAUUUGCUAGUGUCCGACAAAUUCUGAGUUCAGAGCAGGGUUAUUUAAAGUGCAGUAACCCGCUUUUAAACCACAAUUAGGGUCAACUUAUCUUAAGUCAAGUUUCUUUAGAGGCAAUAAAUAACAUUAACAAGGUCUUUUCCUUACCCAUCCCUUGGUUAACAAUGAGCUUCUGGAAUUGUUUAUGAAUCAUAAGUUUUGAUCUGAGUAAACACUGGGCCACUAUUUUUUUUCAAUGUGACCAGGGAAAACAAAACAGUGGAAUCCCCAAUUUUUUGAACCCCCAAGGAAAAGCAGGGUGGUUUCAAUUAUCAGAAGCUUUGAAAAGUCAAGGGGAAAAUAUAGUGUGUGACUGGUCAAUAGGGAAAUCAGGUUUUAAGUGGACCUGGUUCAAAUGGUCAGGAAUUUAGAGUCACCAAGGGUUAAAAAAAAACUCAGGAUUCUUAGGCAUACUAAUAGGGCUACACUUAUUGGUGCCUUUUGGAUUACUCCUACAGAAUCUCUGCCUUUGCACAAAACCUAUAUGCUGGGCAAUAAAGCUUUUGGACGCCCUAAGAACUCUUUGUACACAAAACUUCUGUACUAGUAUUGUACAAAACGUGCAGUGUACAAAAUGACUGUACGAGCUAAACUCAAACAUCUUUUCACUGCAGAUUAUCUCGAGAUGAAAAGCUUUAUCAAAAAGAUUUAGAGGCAGCACUGCAGGCUUCAAUUAGAGAGUCACAGCUGUCAUCUGCUGGAAAUGACAGUAGUAGCAAUGCAAAUGAUGAAGGGGAAGGUGACAUUUCAGAUGAGGAGGAAUUGCGGCCAUCCAAACCAAAGAAAGCUAGAUUACUCCCUUCUUCUGAUACAGAAGAUAACGACAAAGAAAAUACUGGGUACGAU